GCAGGGAAAGCCUUUUUCUGCUCUUCUCUUGUACCCCCUAGGAAGGGAGGGGAACCUGGUCAGUGAAAUUAAGGAAACCUCCAAGCUCUGCCUUAAAACCCACUACCUAUAUAUGGCCUGAAGGAAAGGAAGGCAGAAAAAAAGCUGUUUGGAGGCAGGGAGGCAGCUUAGCUCUGCUGUUGGGGGUAGUGGGAGGUCUCAGUGUGAGGAGAUGGGCUGCAGUGUUUCAUGCCAAACCACCACCCCCUGCUCCACCAUCGCCUCAUUGAGUGCUCCUAGUCCCUGGGUCUGUGGUACAGACCAGUCUGAAGUGUUUUGGAGGAGGCAGAGACCCCAGCCCAGCUUGCUGGAGCGGACAGCUCUGAUUGAUAGCUGCCCAGCAGUGAGGUGGGAUGGGAUGUUAUGCGAUAUCCCCCUCCUGCAGUAGCUGACCACAAGAGAAAAACCUUCCCUGGGUCACCAGAGGCAGCACAACCUAGUGCUCUGCCUUAAAGAAUGGGCCUUAAUUCUGGGAAGGGGGUGGUCCUGUCACCCAAGGCUAGCAUGAAGAGGACCCUAACUUUUACAGGUGAGCCUCCCCAGGCUGCCCUUAUGGCAGGCAGAGGACCAGGGGCUGCAGUGGGGGGGCUGUGGGGAGCAAGGAGAUGGGGAUGAGUAGAGGGAGAUGGGAGGGAGGCAAGUGGGGAUGAAGCAGAGGGGUCUGGGGACACAGCACAGCCCCAGGAGAGCAGGAGCAGGGCUGGUAAAAGCCUGGCCAGGACACCUUGGCCCCUGUGGGGAGCCCAGGCACCGGCUGAACCUGGCUGCUAUUCAAGAGCGACAGUCACGACUCAGAUUAGCAUGAAGGUUAUUUCCAGUCAAAUAUUUCUACAGUCCACCUCUUUCCCCUCCCUUAAAGGGAUUGAAUUUCUUUUUCCAUGUAGUGCUCUGGAAAAGAGGAGGAGAGGAACGAGGGAGGGGGGAAGGGACGCCCGGGCUCUCUACGCGGGAGAGCUGCUUUGUGUCCAGUCAGCUCAGGGCGACGUAGCCCCAGCUCCCACAGGGACCAGUCUUCCCCGGGCCCCUGAGCAGCCCCGAGGGCUCCAGGCACACAUCUCCUGGGUGAGAGGCAGGCGCCCUGCGAUGAUGGCCAGGCUGCUGGCCAGGGUUUGCUGCCCAAAAGCUCUUCCUCAGGCUCCCAGAUGCCCCCCUGAGUCGGUUGCUGCCCGAGCCUGGAGCCAUGGACCCCUCACUGCCUACAUGCCUGAAGCCAUCGCCUUCCCUGGACCCAAGGACCACCAGGGCUUGUACAAGGUGUCAGUGGAGCAGGGGGACACCUUCUGGGGAGCGCUAGGGAGGAGCCGGCUCACCUGGAUCACCCCCUUCCACUCUGUUCAAGACUGUGACCUGCACCAGGGCAGGGUCUCCUGGUUCCUGGGUGGGCAGCUGAACGUGGCAGUGAAUUGUCUGGACCGACAUGUCCAUGUAGCCCCAGACAAAGUGGCCUUAAUCUGGGAGAAGGAUGAACCAGGAGAGGAGGUGCGGGUCACGUACAGGGAACUGCUGGAGCUGACGUGCCGCCUGGGAAACACCUUGAAACGGCAAGGGGUGAAACGGGGUGACAGGGUGACAAUCUACAUGCCCCCGUGCCCGCUGGCAGUGGCCAGCAUGCUGGCCUGUGCCCGCAUCGGGGCUGUGCACGCUGUGGUGUUCGCCGGCUUCAGCGCAGAGUCCCUAGCAGACAGGAUCCGGGAUGCCCAGUCGGAGACAGUGAUCACAGUGAACCAGGGGCUGAGAGGUGGCAAGGUUAUUGAGCUGAAGAAGACAGUGGAACAGGCUGUGAAGCAGUGCCCAGGAGUGAAACGGGUUCUGGUUUCCAUGAGGACUGACAGCAAGGUCCCUCUGACAGCCCUGGAUGUGCCGCUGGAGGAGGAGAUGAUGAAGGAGGAUGCGUGCUGUGAGCCUGCUGCCAUGGACAGUGAAGACAUGUUGUUCCUUCUCUACACGUCAGGCAGUACUGGCAAACCCAAGGGUCUGGUUCAUUCCCAAGCUGGUUACUUGCUGUUUGCUGCUCUCACGCACAAGUACGUGUUCGACUACCAGGACAGGGACAUCUUUGGCUGCGUGGCAGACAUCGGCUGGAUCACAGGGCACACCUAUGUGGUCUACGGCCCCCUCUGCAACGGUGGCACCACAGUUCUUUUUGAGAGCACUCCCGUCCAUCCUAACCCUGGCCGCUACUGGGAAACAGUGGAGAGGUUAAAAAUUAACCAGUUCUAUGGGGCGCCCACUGCCAUCCGUCUGCUCCUGAGAUAUGGCGAUGAAUGGGUGAAGAAGUAUGAUCGCUCUUCUCUCAAAGUGCUUGGCUCAGUGGGGGAACCCAUCAACAAGGAGGCGUGGGAGUGGUACUUCCGUGUGGUUGGCGAGACACAGUGCCCAGUAGUGGACACGUGGUGGCAAACUGAAACAGGUGGCAUCUGUAUCUCACCCCGUCCUUCGAAUCCUGGAGCUGAAAUCCUUCCAGGCAUGGCUAUGAGACCCUUUUUUGGGAUCACCCCCUCCCUCCUGGACAACAAGGGAAACGUCCUUCUGGAAAACAACAUCUCUGGAGCCCUUUGCAUCUCACAAGCCUGGCCAGGUAUGGCACGAACCAUUUACAAUGACCACAAGAGAUUUCUGGAAACCUAUCUGACUCCUUAUCCAGGGUUUUUCUUCACCGGGGAUGGUGUGUAUCGUACCAGUGAGGGCUACUACCAGCUGACAGGACGGCUGGAUGACAUCAUUAACAUCAGUGGACACCGGCUGGGCACUGCGGAAGUGGAGGAUGUUGUGAAUCACCAUGUGGCAGUGGCGGAGUCUGCUGUCAUCGGCUACCCACAUGAGAUCAAGGGAGAAGGAGUCUACACAUUUGUUGUGCUGAAGAAGGACAGUGGCUACACAGAGGAGACUCUCGCUGCUGAGCUACGGGAGCUGAUCUCAAAGAAGAUUGCUAAGUACGCGGCUCCAGAGUAUGUUCAGGUCACACACCGGCUGCCCAAGACACGCUCGGGGAAGAUUAUGCGUCGAGUGCUAAGGAAAAUUGUGGAGGACAAGGCCAGUGAGCUUGGGGACCUAACCACCCUGGAUGACCAUGAAGCCGUGCAGCAGAUCAUAGAGGGACGCAAGCGCCUGGUGGAGGGGCAGAAGAGCUGCUAGCUUGGCUCUGCCAGCAGCCACCUCCUGCUCCUCCACUGCAGAAC
Molecule: messenger RNA, 3218 nt
Organism: Grus americana (Whooping crane)
Lineage: Eukaryota; Metazoa; Chordata; Aves; Gruiformes; Gruidae
Product: acetyl-coenzyme A synthetase 2-like, mitochondrial
Exons: 14
Coding region: 841-3174 (777 amino acids)
Cellular component (GO): mitochondrion
Molecular function (GO): acetyl-CoA synthetase activity; AMP binding
Source: RefSeq, a predicted model, not a curated record